ACUUGGUCGUGUGCGGAUCUUUUCCCGGAAUUGUGUCCCCCCUUUCUUGGCGCACAGCUGUGUCCUGUUCGUGUCUGUUGUUUCCGUUUCCGAAUAGUAAAAAAAAACUAAAGAAGGUAUCCUCAAAGGAGCGUUCGUAGCGAUAGCGCGCGUACGAAGAUAACAUUUCAUCGAAGGUGAAACAUCUUCGUUGAGCUUUUUCCCUAGCUCCGAAACUAUAUACUGUGCAGUGUCUAGUUUGCGUGCUUGUAGCCGACAUUCCCAAAAAGGGGUUAAUCCUUUUCGGGACGAGAGUGUACUUUGUGCAAGGUGGUAUUUGAGUUUUUCCUUUCCGAGAAGUUCCAUUCCGAAGAUUGAAGAACAAGCGAGCUUGAAAAAAACAACGAAGGGUAUUACAUAUUAAUUAUUAAUGGUGAAUGAAUUAUCCAGUCCGAGUCACUUGUUGUAGCAGCUCCAUUGACACGUGCUGUUCGGCAAUUGGGAAGAAGUUCACACGCUAAGCUGUUUGAUCGACCCAGUCUGGAUUCGUGGAAAGAAUCAAAAUCGUUUAAAAUACCAACACAGGCCCCUCUGUAUUACGAAUUGCGCCAUCUGGAAUUUGUUUUUGUUUUCACUUUCCGCGUGUAAGCGAGCGGAUUUUUGAUUCGCACGAGCAAAAAAGAGGAUUUCGGAAUUUGGUGCACAUCAGACGCAGCUGUUGGAAGUAAACAAUUUUUCUCUGGUCGAAAACGAAUUGAGGGAGAGCAGCAAAAUUUGUGCUGGCAGUUGGUGUGGCCCAAAAUAAAAGUGCGAAAAAACAAUUGCCUUCGCAAGGGGAUCCUAUUUGUAUUAAAAAACAAUCAAUCGAGUGCUUUUGUGUGGAAAAACGUGAUUUUUGCAGCAUCAAGUGAUUGCGUGGGACGUGAUUUAGAUCCGAGCGUUGUUACUGAGUGCGGCAUUCGGCGAUUGUUUGGCAGUGAUUAUUCUGGUGUGCAGUUUGUAGAAGUAAUUUCGAGUUGGAACCUGACUUCAGUUCACGGAAUAUUGCUUGGAGGACAAAUCUGUGGGCUGCAAUUCUCAGUUAGGAAUUGUUGGCGUUUACUCGGAUCCAUAGACAAUCCAAUAAUAGUUGACGGAGCUGCACUUUUGAGCUUGCAGCAGAGGAAAACUUUUGAUAGAGUUAAUUCAAUCAAUCAACAAAUAAUACACUGAUUAAAAGGUUGUAAAAAAAUCAACUUUUCUAUCCUGCUUUAAAUAAAGGUUUUGAAAGCUCAACAUAUUUCCUCACUGCCAAAAGCCGAUGAUCCGUCAUUGAAUGACCGCACAACCGGAUCCACUAAGCAGCAUCUGCGUCGCCGCCACAGUGCCAGCGUCUCCGUUCUGAGCGACCGGCGCGCACCGUCCAUCCACAUAUUCCCCGGCUCGGACAGAAACCGCGCGUCACCCACUAACCAACAUGUUGCGGUUGUUGCGCGCUACCAGCAAUCCUCUCGAACCGGCACCAUCGCUGAGAACCGCAAGUGCACUGCUUCUAUUGGCCGUACUUGUGCUUCUGGACCACAAUGUGGUCCUGGCGGUCGAUCCCGUUGGAACGGGUGGUCCCUCCAUGGUUCACGAAGGUGAAGACGCGCUACUGACCUGUGUGGUAAUGACUCCUUACAACAAUGACACCGUUCUGUGGCGAAAAGGGCCCUCGGAAAUCCUGUCGGCGGGCAUGAACCGCGUUACCAGCGAUAAACGCAUCAGCAUUCUGCACGACGACUCGCCCAAGGGAAGGAGCCCGCUCGGUGGUGACGUGUGGGUGCUGCUAAUUAAGGAUGCCCGCCAAAAUGAUAGCGAUGUUUACGUGUGCGAAGUGAAUAGCGAUCCGGUCGUGCGAAGUUUCCACCCCCUGAGAGUCAAAAAAGCAAGGAAAACAAACAGCACAACCACAACGGCAGCAGCAGCAUCCGAGUCAACUACUUCCCGGUCCAAUGCGGAGCCAACCUCCGAUGAGGAGGAGGACGAUGACGACGACGAAGAUGAAGAGAUCACACCCAACAACGGAGUGCCACCCAUUACACAUGACUUCACCGGUUGCUGCCAAGCCAACAAUGUCAGUGAAGCGUGUCUGGGAUUCUGUGUGCUGCAUAACAUUUUGGAUGGAGCUACCGGAGUGGAACCGGAACAAUGCGAAAAGGACUUCCCCAACAUUGUACGGUGCAUGGCAGACGGACGGAACCACGUGCCAUGCUGCUUGGAAAAGGGCAUACCGGAUCUCUGUCAGGAUAUGUGUCGAGGCGAGUACACCCCCUUUACCGACCUGCUGAAAUCUCGAGUAUCUUGCGUGCAGCACACUCUCCCGGGGCUUCAGUGCAUUCUGGACAACAUCCAAAAGCUACCCUCCGAACCGCAGGCAAUUUCUGUCGAAGCGCUUACUGAACGUUCCCUGCAGGUGAGCUGGUCCCCACCGGAGCAGCACGCCAAAACCAUCAAGUACUACCAAAUCAAUGCAACCAAGUUGCACUCGUUCGAUCAGGAUUUCCUCGCCAACGCAACUACCAAAGAUAGUUUGAUAAGCAUUCAGGUGUCGGCCGAUCAAAGCUCGGCCAUAGUCAGUAACUUGGAACCGUUCACCAUGUACACCGUGACGGUCAGUGCCCACAACGAUGCCGGAUCCAGCCUGCCGAGCAUACGGAUUCGAGCACUUACGCUGGAGAACGGAGUGGUCAACAAGGAAACGAGCGUGGCCGUGGUGCCCAUCCUGCCAGACGUGCGAGGGUGCUGUGUAAAAAACGGCGUCAGUCACCGUACCUGUCUGGACAAAAUGUGUGACCCGGUCAAGGCAGAUUUUACCGAGGUCCCCGAUCUGAUGGUAUGUGCUCCCUGGGCAAACAUCACAUUUUCCUGUCUUGCCAACCAAGUCGACCACACUCCGUGUUGUAAAUCACGAGGCAUUCCAGACGCGUGUUUACCGUUCUGCUCCGGCACGGUUCGGGCCAUCAAUUUCAACUACUUUAAGUGUCUGCAGUACAUGUCCGACUACAGCAGCUGUCUGCUGCAAGGGUACGGUGUUUUGUCAGGACCGCCGUCGAAGCUGAAGGCACCAUUGAUUGCACCGCACUUCGUUGUGCUCGAAUGGAAGCCGCCAAAGAUUUUACCCGAUACGGUAACAUCGUACCAUCUGCACUAUCGACGAUUGGGAAGCGGCGAAGAAUACGCGGUUGUAGAGAAGGAUCAAGCACCGGUUAUUGUUGAAGAUUUGGAGGCUGGUCAGUAUUACGAAGCUUUUGUGGUUGCGGUUAAUGCACAUGGAAAGGGUGGACCAUCCCCACGGCUUGUAUUCCAGACCAAACGAGAGAGCCAAGCGGAGGUAAUAACUCCAUCGUACAACAUGACAGCAUGUUGUCACGCAUCUGGGCUGUUACCGCAAUGCGGUGCUCUGUGCAGCUAUGACGUCAAGAUGUCUGAUCUACAGAAACUUGGAAACACAUGUCGAGGUCAGAUCGCCACGAUCGUUCGGUGUAGCGCUGGUGGUAGAGAUCACACAUCUUGUUGCGCCCGCCGAGCUGUUCCACCAAAAUGUCAAUCACUGUGUCGAGGAGUCAUCACCCAAUCACCAGCCGACUGUCUACCGUAUGCCGGCAACAUCAUUCAAUGCUUCGAGGAAGGGAUCGGCCACAUUCCACCGCCAAUAGAAAAUCUGCACGUUACUUCUGUCACCAACACUAGCAUUUCACUCGCUUGGGUUCCUUCGGAAACAGACGUCAACAACACUGAAACGAAGGCAACGGACUUCGUAGUUCAGUAUGGUAAAGUUGACAACAUGACCAUGUACGAAACUAUCAUCAAAUUGGAGAACGAGAUCAACACUACGGAAACUGAUAUAGAACUGAACAACCUAGAACCAAAGGCCUUAUACCGAAUCACCGUCAUAGCUCGUGGUUCUCACGGAACUUCCCUUCCAUCGUCCAUGCUUCUCAUCAACACUUCCCGAACAGACAAAGCCAGUACAGUUUUCGGCGCCCCUUCACCUCCACAUUCGCUAUCAGUCUCAUCGCACAGUGCCACUUGGAUCAACGUUGCUUGGCAACCUCCAGAGUUUUCUCAUCCUCAUGAGACCAUUACCUACCGAGUGAUCCACAAGGUUGCCAAUAACUUCACAGUGAUCGAUACCCGUCUUCUGGGUGUCCGAAUUGCCAACCUCCAACCAAAUACUCAGCACAUUGUCUACGUAGUUGCUUUGGGAGCUAAGGGAACCAGUUUACCGUCGGAGACCUUGGUCGCGUGGACUGAUCCAGCCCUGCCUGCUUUUGUUGACCCUCCAACUGUUCAUCCAUCGGAUAUCAUUUCCGAGGGUGGUUCAAUGACAAUCCUCUGUCUGGCCUUGGGAAACCCAGCGCCAACCAUUUCUUUGUACGUCGGGGGCCAUUUGGUUCGUCAGGAUACUUCCCGGCACAUGAUUACUGUGAUACACAACGUUACCACCGACAUGGAGCACAUUUCCUGUUAUGCUGACAACGGCUACGGGAUCCCAAUGCAAGCCUCCAAGAAGGUUAACAUCAGCUUCGCACCGAGAAUUCAAGCUUCUGGAAUCACUGUCGCAUCGGUAGGGGAAUCCGUUGACCUAAAAUGUACCGUUCGAGCACGACCUAUUCCGAAAACUAUGUUCUGGCGCGAUCAUGAUGGUCGAGUUCCCGUAAUCCAAGGCGGCAACUAUGCAAUGUCUAUGAAAAACGAUGUCGAUGACACAUCCCUAUACACAAUGACACUGACAGUCAACAAAUUGACAGCUCAAGAAGUCGGGGACUAUUUCUGCCAUGCUGAAAAUGCUCUCGGGUCGUCGACCCGAGCUGUGUCGGUCCGCAUCAGGAACACAGCUGCAUCUACCAACAUUUCCGAGUGUUGCGUUACUCAGAAUGUCUCGUCCGCCUGUAUGAGUGCCUGCUCCUUCUACAUCGAUAUCGAAAGCGUCAUCGACCGACCGGAGUGUAUCGUGGAUUUCGACAAACUGAUGAAGUGCGCCGCCGACGGAUCGGAUCAUCGCGGGUGCUGCGCAUCCAAAGACAUACCGAGACGAUGCCUGAACUGGUGCCGUGGUGAGCCCAUCUCUCCACCAGGUACCUGUGCCUUGCAGCAUACCCGAACCAUCGUGGGAUGCUUCCAGGAGAAUAGGGAACGACUCCCUGGACCACCCCAGAACUUGCAGGUUCAAGUUCUGAAUGAUGAAGAAGCUCUCAUUAGAUGGGACCCACCGGUUAAAAACCCGCAUGCUGUAGAAGGCUAUCGGGUGUUCUGGCACGAUCUGGAACCAGUGUCGGACAAUCUGUCGAAUGUGAUCAGCGGGUUGGGAACCAGCCGGUUGGAUGCCCAGGAAACCAGCAUCAAACUGGAAGGUCUCAAACCGAACGUAAUGUACGAACUUGUCAUCAAGGCCGGUAACCAUUUUGGAGCAUCGGUCCUUUCGGAACCGUUGCGGUUCACCGUUGGCGAUCAGCACAUAACGUCCGCUUCGCAGGCCUCGAACGCAGGAGUGAUCAGUGGAAUCAUUGCUGGAAUUUUGGCAAUUGCUUUGGCAAUCGCUGCACUUGUGAUAAUGAAGAAGCGGAAAAUUGGCCAGAAGCAAGCCAAUGGUGGAGUGGCCUUCGAGAAUCCAAGUUAUCUGCGCGAGAUGAACGUGGAACAUGUUCAGAUCCCAGCCGUUUCCGGCCAAAACGGAACCGAUUGGCGACAGGAGUCCCUGCACACCGCCAACGGAACCGCCACCACCGGUCUCAAUCAGGAAAACUCGGUCGUCCCCAUGGCCACCGAGGUGAAUCCUUCGUUGUACGAAGAGCUCAAGCUAGGCCACGAUCGGGCCGGAUUCAAAAGACUUGUUUCUUAGGAAUUGCAGAAUCCUGCUGCGCCCGAAGGGGGCGAGAACUAAACGCCUCCCAGGAACUGGCAGAGUGGAAACGAAGAAAAAGUGUACUUGUAAAUAUACCAACGGACAGUUUUAGAUGUGAUCAAUUGUGAGACGAAG
Molecule: messenger RNA, 5980 nt
Organism: Armigeres subalbatus
Lineage: Eukaryota; Metazoa; Arthropoda; Insecta; Diptera; Culicidae
Product: Ig-like and fibronectin type-III domain-containing protein 1
Exons: 17
Coding region: 1436-5842 (1468 amino acids)
Biological process (GO): cell-cell adhesion
Molecular function (GO): protein binding
Source: RefSeq, a predicted model, not a curated record